UCUUAAGGCUCAACUCAGGAGGAAAGCCUGGUUCUCUCGGUAUCGCGGUCUCUCUCCGUCACAGACCACUCCACAGAGAGAGAGAGAAACCUCAAACCUCGUAACGUGAACAAUGGCGUCGAUCCUUAACUGCUUAUUGUUACCCUCACCCAACGCCGGUGAACACACCCAACACUACCACUGGAACUGAAAACCUGUGGUUCUUUCUGAAUUGGGGACACCAGGUAUCUGCAACCACCUUAGCACCUCUCUGCGCGGAAAAAAAGUACAACUCUAGUCCUAGAUAUUCCGUAAAUGGACAUUCUAUUUGCUCAGAUCCAGGCUGAUCUGCGCUCCAAUGAUGCUAUUCGCCAGUCCGGUGCUCUUCUGCAAGCUCUUCAGCAGUCGGCCGCCGGCAGAGACAUUUCCGUCAUUGCAAAAUCAGCCUGUGAAGAGAUAGUUGCAUCUCCGGCUUCCGCCGUCUGUAAGAAGCUCGCUUUUGAUCUCAUCCGUUCGACUCGACUCACUGCGGAUCUAUGGGAGAUUGUUUGCACUGGUGUCCGCACCGAUCUCGACUUCCCAGACCCCGAUGUCACUGCUGCGGCUGUCUCUAUCCUUGCUGCUAUACCUUCAUAUCGUCUCGGCAAGCUCAUCGUCGAUUGCAAUAAGGAAAUUUCCAAUUGCUUUGAUUCUCAUAGUGAUAAUCUUCGGCAUUCAAUCACUGAAACGCUUGGAUGCAUUCUAGCGCGGGAUGAUCUCGUUACUCUGUGCGAGAACAAUGUAAAUUUGCUUGAUAGGGUCUCAAAUUGGUGGACGAGGAUUGGCCAAAAUAUGCUUGAUCGAUCUGAUGCAGUUUCGAAAAUUGCAUUUGAGUCAGUCGGAAGGCUGUUUCAGGAGUUCAAUUCCAAGAGGAUCAGCCGGUUGGCUGGGGAUAAACUCAUUGAUAGCGAGAAUUCGCUUGCUAUUCGGUCCAAUUGGGUUUCUUGGAUGAUUGAUUUCGUUUGGAAGAGCAGGAAUGCCUUGAUGGCAAGGUCCUUGAUUUUACCGAUUGAGAGUUUCAGGGUUACUGUAUUUCCACUUGUUUAUGCAGUGAAGGCCGUGGCUUCCGGUUCAGUUGAGGUCAUUCGGCAGCUCUCUAAGUCGUCUGGGAACAGUAGUAGUAAUACAGACAUGAUGAAUUUGGGUAACGCAGAGAAGCUUGUAGGUGUUUCGGAUGUGGUUACGCAUUUGGUGCCGUUUUUAUCAUCUUUGGACCCUGCUUUAAUAUUUGAGGUGGGGAUUAAUAUGCUGUAUCUAGCUGAUGUCCCUGGAGGUAAGCCUGAAUGGGCUUCUCAAUCGAUCAUUGCAAUCCUCACUCUUUGGGAUAGACAGGAGUUCUCUUCUGCUAGAGAAAGCAUAGUCAGAGCUGUUGUUACAAAUCUACAUCUCUUGGAUCUCCACAUGCAGAUUUCGUUGUUCAAGAGGUUGCUUCUUAUGGUCAGAAACUUAAGGGCAGAAUCAGAUCGUAUGCACGCUCUAGCAUGUAUAUGUCGUACAGCUCUUUGUGUUGAUCUCUUUGCAAAGGAAAGUGUCAGAAGAGGACAGAAACCCCUCGCUGGUACUGAUAUUGCUUCACUUUUUGAGGAAGUGAGGAUAAAAGAUGACCUUAACAGUGUCACUAGUAAAAGCUUAUUUCGAGAGGAGCUAGUUGCUUCGCUAGUAGAAAGUUGUUUUCAGUUGUCUCUUCCAUUGCCUGAGCAAAAGAAUUCAGGUACUGAGAGCAGAGUCAUUGGAGCUUUGGCUUAUGGUACUGGUUAUGGUGCAUUAAACUGGACGGAGCCAGCUCUGGAGGUAGUGGAAGUUUGUAGACCUUGCGUUAAAUGGGACUGUGAGGGGCGGAGUUAUGCCAUAGACUGUUAUUUGAAGUUACUUGUUAGAUUAUGCCAUAUCUAUGAUACCAGAGGAGGUGUUAAAAGGGUUAAAGACGGGGCUUCUCAGGAUCAGAUUCUCAACGAGACAAGAUUACAAAAUUUGCAACGUGAACUGGUUAAAGAUCUGCAUGAGAUGAACACACCUAGGAUAUGUGCCCGGCUUAUUUGGGCUGUUGCAGAGCACAUUGAUCUGGAAGGUCUGGAUCCACUCCUAGCUGAUGACCCUGAUGAUCCAUUGAACAUUAUUGUUGCAAAUAUCCACAAAGUCUUGUUCAGUGUAGAUUCAUCUGCAACUACAUCAAAUAGGCUUCAGGAUGUGCAGGCAGUUCUUUUAUGUGCUCAACGUUUGGGGUCACGUCAUCCUAGGGCAGGGCAGCUUUUGACUAAAGACCUAGAGGAUUUCAAAAAUAAUGGCCUUGCUGAUUCAGUAAACAAGCAUCAGUGCCGUCUUCUAUUGCAGAGAAUUAAAUAUGCCACAAGUCAUCCUGAAAGCAGGUGGGCUGGAGUUAGUGAAAGUAGAGGAGAUUACCCCUUUAGCCACCACAAACUUACUGUUCAGUUUUAUGAAGCAUCUGCAGCUCAAGACAGAAAGUUGGAAGGACUGGUCCACAAGGCCAUCCAAGAGCUUUGGAGACCUGAUCCUAGUGAAUUAACUCUUCUUCUAACAAAAGGUGUUGACUCUACUUCCAUCAAGGUACCUCCAAGUGUAUAUACAUUGACAGGAAGCAGUGAUCCUUGCUACGUUGAAGCGUAUCAUUUGACUGAUUCAACCGAUGGAAGGAUCACCCUGCAUCUAAAGGUUUUAAAUUUGACCGAGCUGGAACUUAAUAGAGUUGAUAUACGAGUCGGGCUAUCUGGUGCACUAUAUUUUAUGAAUGGAUCUCCUCAAGCGGUGCGGCAGUUGCGUAAUCUUGUUUCUCAGGAUCCAGUGCUUUGCAGUGUGACUGGGGGAGUUUCCCACUUUGAGAGAUGUGCCCUUUGGGUUCAAGUUUUGCACUACCCUUUCUAUGGAAGUGCUGCAGGAGAGUAUGGUGACGGAGAUUAUGCUGAAGAAGACACACAAAUCAUGAGGCAGAAGAGGAGUUUAAAACCAGAACUUGGAGAUCCUGUAGUCUUGAGGUGUCAGCCGUAUGUGAUUCCACUAACUGAUCUCCUUUUGCCACACAAAAUCUCACCUGUUGAAUAUUUCCGCUUAUGGCCUAGUUUACCGGCUAUACUUGAGUACUCUGGUGCAUAUACGUAUGAAGGAAGUGGUUUCAGGGCUACCGCUGCACAGCAAUAUGGCGCUUCUCCUUUUCUUAGUGGACUAAAAUCCCUUUCCUCUAAGCCUUUCCAUAGAGUUUGCUCACAUGUACUCCGAACAGUGGCUGGGUUUCAAUUAUGUUUUGCUGCCAAGACUUGGUUUGGUGGCUUCUUGGGUAUGAUGAUAUUUGGUGCUAGUGAGGUGAGCAGAAAUGUGGAUCUGGGAGACGAGACAACAACAAUGAUGUGCAAAUUUGUGGUCCGAGGCUCCGAUGCAUCAAUCAUAAAGGAGAUUGGAUCCGAUAUACAGGGGUGGUUAGAUGACAUUACAGAUGGGGGUGUGGAAUACAUGCCGGAAGAUGAAGUCAAAUUGGCUGCAGUUGAGAGGCUGAGGAUCUCAAUGGAACGGAUAGCGUUGCUCAAGGCUGCUCAACCACCACCAAAACAUUCAAAACCUGAUGAAGAAGAAGAGGAGGAAGAGGAGGAAGAGGAGGAAACUGAUGAGAUACAGAACAAGAGUAAGGAAAAGAAAGAAAAUGGUGAAGAAGAUGGUAAACAGAAAGGGCCUUCAACCCUAUCGAAGUUGACGGCUGAGGAAGCUGAGCAUCGUGCACUUCAGGCAGCAGUUCUGCAGGAAUGGCAUAUGCUUUGCAAAGAGAGAGUGACAAAAGUUCACUGAUUGUACUCACAGUUCUUCAGGUUUGGCUUUCUACUCUUGUAAGCUGAUUCUCUUUUUCGUUUGGAAGUAGUGCAAUAGGGACGGAAUGUGUGAUCAUGGAGUUGCAUUUCAUUUCUCCGUUUACUUUUUUUUUGUAUCCUUUGUACUGUUUUUUGGGUGUCCUUCCUCUUCCCCCACCCCCUAAGUUUUACUUAUACUUCUUUUUGGUUCUAUUGUACAUCAUGUAACAGUUUGGUACUUUGCUUUUAAUUGAGAAAUUUGUCGAGUCUCUAUAUUGUUU
This is a messenger RNA of Telopea speciosissima, 4090 nucleotides long. RefSeq names its product protein TPLATE-like. The transcript has 7 exons. NCBI's taxonomy places the organism in Eukaryota, Viridiplantae, Streptophyta, Magnoliopsida, Proteales, Proteaceae. The record is from RefSeq and is a predicted model, not a curated record. Gene Ontology annotation, biological process: endocytosis. The coding region runs from base 295 to 3810 and encodes 1171 amino acids.